Branchiostoma floridae (Florida lancelet) is the source of this 1396-nucleotide messenger RNA. Its product is annotated as calmodulin-like protein 4. Bases 147 to 584 code for a protein of 145 amino acids. Lineage: Eukaryota; Metazoa; Chordata; Leptocardii; Amphioxiformes; Branchiostomatidae. Gene Ontology annotation, molecular function: calcium ion binding. The transcript has 4 exons. The record is from RefSeq and is a predicted model, not a curated record.
CCCAAUUCAUGGCUCUGAUGAAAACGUACUGUCCCUACUCACCGGAGGGGCAAUAAAAGGACUGCGCGCCGUGAAAGGCUUUCACUUCACUUCAGCUCACGGGAGGAUAGUUUUUCCACACACCUUGUUCAAAACGGUAUAGGAAGAUGGCCAACGUAGAGCAGAUCUUCAAGAAGUACGAUGUGAACCGUGACGGGCACAUGAGCACGGCGGAGCUGGAGGCCGCCCUGAAAGAGCUCAAGGUGGUUCCUACCAAAGGACUGAUCGAGGUCCUUAUGAAACAGUAUGACGUAGACGGUAACGGCCAGCUGGACCUACAGGAGUUCACGCGGCUGGUGGGAGACUUGAAACAUUUCGGCAGUGCCGACCCCCAAGAGCUGCUGGAGACCUUCCGAAAAAUCGACAAGGACGGCAGUGGGUUCAUCAGCCCAGAGGAGCUGAAGACCGGACUGAAGCACUUCUUCGGGGACGAGCCUGUGACGGACGAGAUCGUCCAGUGGGUCAUCGACGGUGCCGACAAGAACGCCGACGGUCGGAUCGACAUCGCCGAGUUCGCUCAGUACAUACACGUGCUGGAAAAGUGAACUGAAAUAACGUCUUUCAAAACUAUAGAAAACCAGAUUCUUUCAAGAUUUAACAACAAUUUCACACUGCAUGGUUAGAUCUAUGAGACAUCUAUACAGGUAUAGUACCUAUGAUAGUUAUACUAAGCAAACUCUACCCCAUUAGAUCACGAAUAUGAUGUAAUUAAAACAGUUUGGUACAGUAUGCAAGCGACAUGAAUGAUGUCUUUCACGACAAUUGAAAAACAACUCUAAAUAGCAUUUACAUGAUUUUAGUGGUAAAAAUUUUAGGAAGCCGAGGUAAUUUGACGGGGAAGUUUCUUAUUGCGUUUAUUCCUCUGUAUUUAAAGUUCAGGUCACGACAAAUGUUGGGUGCUUCAAAAGUACCGUUAGUUAACUACUUAUGCGAUAGGACAGGAUAGAAUAGAACGGUGUAGUUUAAAACAUUGCUAAAUGCUGCCAUUUCUACCAUAUUCUGAAACUGCAGUUUGCAUUGGCCUCAAUUCAGAGGGGGUUAAACAAAAAUUUCAUCUGUCAUCUUCAAUCUAAGCACCUGCUGUUUAAUCAAUUCUGGCCACUUAUAUGAUUAGCUUAUUGAUUUAUCAUCAUUUGUUCAGCAAACGUUCGAUCUCAUCCACUUACUACGUCGUGUGACACACUUUAGAACAAGAACGCAAUUUGUCAUUGCAAUUUCGGUUUUCUAGGUCAUGACGUUUUUCUUAAUGAUGGAUACAAAAUAGGGUCAAACUGCGAUGUGCGUUUGUUUGAAUGUAGAAUUGGCCAUGUAAACAGUUUCCAGAUCUCGAAAAUGACGAACUGUAAUAAAUAAAUCA